Messenger RNA from Sesamum indicum (sesame), 830 nucleotides. RefSeq names its product transcription elongation factor 1 homolog. The record is from RefSeq and is a predicted model, not a curated record. Gene Ontology annotation, biological process: transcription elongation by RNA polymerase II. Gene Ontology annotation, molecular function: RNA polymerase II complex binding. Gene Ontology annotation, cellular component: transcription elongation factor complex. NCBI's taxonomy places the organism in Eukaryota, Viridiplantae, Streptophyta, Magnoliopsida, Lamiales, Pedaliaceae.
GUGCUGCCUCUUCUCUCACUUCGUCUUUGCGCGAGCUUCUUACGAAAAACGGAAACAAAGCAAUUUUGAAGGUUGGAACAUCGCUGGUCUGAUUGUUCUAGGGUUUCUUUGGUUCUAAUAUCUGUAAUUUGAAGUAAUUUUUUUGCGGCACCGAGCAACUUGAGGUCUUCUCCGCGGUUUCGAUCGUUGUUUUGAAGGAUAUUGGGUCGAUUAUCUAGGAGUUUCGCGUUUAGUCAAUUCACGUUUUUGUGUUCUGAGAUGUACUAGAGGAGUCCCAACUGAAAUAUGGGUAAGAGGAAGUCCAGGGCGAAGCCACCACCAAAGAAACGGAUGGACAAACUUGACACUGUCUUCAGCUGUCCAUUCUGUAACCAUGGUACUAGCGUUGAAUGCCGCAUAGAUAUGAAGAACUUGAUUGGUGAGGCUUCUUGCCGUAUUUGUCAAGAGAGCUUUAGCACCAAUGUAACAGCAUUGACCGAGCCUAUAGACAUAUAUUGCGAAUGGAUUGACGAGUGUGAACGAGUCAACAAUCCGGACGAUGAUGAUGCAUAGAGAGGAAUUCUUCUAGUUCCCUCAAAAGACUGCUUUGCUUACGUGAGGCCCGCCAUCCAAUUCGGUGCAUAUUUGAUGGCUGAGUCUGCUGUAUCUUUAAACAAUAUGUUGUGAAUAUAAACUGCUACGACUAGUUGUAGAUCUAUGGACUAAUUGAGAUGCGUGUUUAAUGAUAUAUUUUCCAGUCGCUUCUCAUCAAUAACAGAGAUCGCCACUUAAGUGCCAAAAUUUUGAUGUGUAAGACCUCCCACUGGCAAAAGGAGUAAGUGCUAUUUGUA